Messenger RNA from Terrapene triunguis (Three-toed box turtle), 2855 nucleotides. Its product is annotated as zinc finger protein 345-like. The transcript has 3 exons. Lineage: Eukaryota; Metazoa; Chordata; Testudines; Emydidae. Gene Ontology annotation, molecular function: DNA-binding transcription factor activity, RNA polymerase II-specific; RNA polymerase II cis-regulatory region sequence-specific DNA binding. Gene Ontology annotation, biological process: regulation of transcription by RNA polymerase II. The coding region runs from base 187 to 1656 and encodes 489 amino acids. The record is from RefSeq and is a predicted model, not a curated record.
UGGCAGCUGGGAGGGGAGCGCACAAAGAGACCCGCGGCCGGCCAGGGCUGCUGCGGGGCCGCGUCUCCGGCUGCAGCUCCGGCCCCGGGAGGGGAUCGCCCCGGCCGGGCGCUGAGCGGGGGCGAGAAACAGCAGCCGAGGCAGGAAAUCGCUGCCCGGAGGCAGCGGCCGCGCAGCUCCCUCCACAUGACUGGGAUCAUGCCUGGCCCUGCACCAGGAUUCCCCGACCCGGCCGGGAUCUCCCGGCUGGAGCGAGGGGAAGAGCCCAGGGUCCCGGAUCUCCAGGGCUCCGAGGAAAGGGAGAUCCUGAGAGGUGCCCGCGCAGCAUGUGCCAGGACGGAGGAGAAUCUCCAGCGGGAAGGGCCUGCAGGAAUGGAGUCUUACGGCAGCCCCAAGCAGGGGGAGGGCCGGCCUGACUGGGAGACAGUGUGCGAGAGCCCCCUGCAGGAGAUCCUGGUGCACCAGCGCACCCACAUGGGUGAGAAGCCCUACAAAUGCCCCGAGUGCGGGAAGAGCUUCCACCAGAGCUCCCACCUCAUCCGGCACCAGCGCAUCCACACCGGGGAGCGCCCCUACAAAUGCGGCGAGUGCGGCAAGGCCUUCAGCCAGAGCUCGCUGCUGACCCGCCACCAGCGCACCCACACCGGGGAGAGACCCUACAAAUGCCCCGACUGCGGGAAGAGCUUCAGCCGUGGCUCCAACCUCAGCCAGCACCAGCGCAUCCACACCGGGGAGCGCCCCUACAAAUGCACCGAGUGCGGGAAGAGCUUCACGCUCAGCUCCCACCUGAUCCGCCACCAGCGCACGCACACGGGCGAGCGGCCCUACAAAUGUGCCGAGUGCGGCAAGGCCUUCGCCGAGAGCUCCCACCUGCGCCAGCACCGCCGCACCCACCGCUGUGAGCCGCCCUACAAGUGCCCCGACUGCGGGCGCGCCUUCGCCCUGAGCCUGGACUUCGUGCAGCACGUGCGGGAGCACACAGAGCGCCGCCCCUACCGCUGCGGGGCCUGCGGGCGCUGCUUCCCCCUCAGCUCAGCCCUCUCGCAGCACCGCAAGAGCCACCACCGCCCCCCAGCCGCCCCCAAGGCCCACCCGUGCGGGGUGUGCGGGAAGGUGUUCGGGAAGAGUUCGCACCUGGUGACCCAUCGGCGGGUGCACACGGGCGAGAAGCCCUUCGCCUGUGCGGAGUGCGGGCGCGGCUUCAGUCAGAGCGCCGACCUGGCGAAGCACCGGCGCACCCACACCGGCGAGCGGCCCUAUCGCUGCCCCGAGUGCGGCAAGAGCUUCAGCGUCUCCUCCACCCUGGUCAAGCACCAGCGCAGCCACAAGGGGGAGCGGCCCUACCCCUGCCCCGAGUGCGGCAAGCGCUUCAGCCAGAGCUCCAACCUCAUGCAGCACCAGCGCAGCCACCGCGGGCACCGGCCCUACCACUGCACCGAGUGCGGCAAGGCCUUCGCCCAGAGCUCGGCCCUCCUGCAGCACCACCGCACGCACACCGGCGAGAAGCCCUUCGCCUGCCUGCAGUGUGGCAAAGCCUUCAGCCUCAGCUCCAACCUGCGGCAGCACCGGCGCACGCACCGCGAAGACACCGGCCCUGCCUGGGGAGCGGCUGGGGGAGCUGGCCCGCUCGGACACAUCCAGAAAUACCUCGGCUGACCAAGAAGGGACACGGGAACCCCACGGGGGUGUCCCUGGGAGGGGAGGGGAUUUAGAGAUGGGAGAGGGCUGAGAACCAGGACUCCUGGGUUCCCUGGGAGUAGAGUCUAGUGGUUAGAGCAGGGGGCUGGGAGUGAGGACACUUGGGUUCUUUCCCUGGCUCUGGAAGAGGAGUGGGGUCAGGGGUGAGAGAGAGAGAGGGGGGCAGGGAGACAGGACUCCUGGGUUCUCAUCCUGGCUCUGGGAGGAGACUGGGGUCUAGUGGUGAGAGCAAGGUGGGGGUUGCGAGACAGGACUCCUGGGUUCUAUCCCUGACUCUGACACUUGCUUUUGUGCUCUUGGGUGAGUCUUUUCUCCUGUCUCUGCCUUAGUGCCUCAUCUGGGAAAAGGGGACGGUGCUGCGUGCUGACCCGCCUUUGGGAAAGCGCUUUGGGAUCUAGGCUGAAAAGUGUUGAUAUGGGAACUCAGCAUGAUACAUAGGCUCAUCCGAAGAGGAUCGGAACGGAAUGAGGGUGGGGACGGAUGGGUUAUUUAGAAUUCGUGUGGAGGAUGGGGGAGGUGGUUUUAUUCGGGGUGUGGACUCAGUGGAAGAAGAGGUUUUGGGGGAAAGUUGGAGAAAGAAGGAUCCGAGUUUCUCCCCGGUGCCCUGGGAAUCCCAUCCAUGCUGGAGCUGGGGGCAAAGUGCCCCAGUUUGGGGGCCUCUCCUGCUCUCCCACCCCCCACUCCGCAGGGAUCAUUAACUCUUGCAGGCCCAUCCUGUCCCCUAAUGCCUGUGCCCGUCCGGGGUGGGAGGGGAGGGGGAGGACGACCAUCCUUUCACUCUCCAGAAUCUGGCUGCCUCUGGACCACACUCUCGGCUCCUUCCCCCUUUCACAGGGGGUUUGGGAGCUGGGGGUGUGUGAGACUGCUGGGUACCAGCGAGGCUGGACAAACGGACACACCCAGACAGGGGGCAGCUUGUCUCCUCUCCAGUGCCUGGCUCCUCUCUUUGCAGCGCAUGGAGCUGCACAUUCAGGAGCCCAGUGACACCUGGGGAACAUCCCCUCCUGGCCUGGAGCAGCCAGAGAGCUUCCCAGAAGUCAGUCUGGCCCCAGCCCAAACUCUCUGUUCCCAACAGGUGCCUGGAUCCUGCUCCCCUGCUGGAUUUUGUGACCGAUUUGAGUCUCUUGUUGUGUUAGCAAGUUGUACCUGUAGGAAAU